CUGACAAAGUCAACGAUGACUUCUACACCAAACGCCGACACCUUGCAGAACUGGCUGCCAAGGGAAGCCUGCCGCUCCAUCCUGUGCGCCUGGACGACGAGAGGGCUUACACGAUCGACAGCGGCCUCACUAAACAGAACGGGCAAAAAUCCAGGCUCGCCAAGAUCCACACACACCCACUGGGCUACAACUCCCACUACAAGACCUGGGAUCCCAACGACCAGUCCCUGAGACGGCAAGCGUACACAAACAAGGGGAAGCAUGGUAUGGGAGACCCAACAUUAAGCGACCCCUUGACAACCCGGAGCCAGCAUUAUUUGGGCCCACAGCCAUACUUCAUAACUAACAGCAAGACAGAAGUAACUGUUUGA
Molecule: messenger RNA, 371 nt
Organism: Mesitornis unicolor (brown roatelo)
Lineage: Eukaryota; Metazoa; Chordata; Aves; Mesitornithiformes; Mesitornithidae
Product: protein shisa-9-like
Exons: 1
Biological process (GO): regulation of short-term neuronal synaptic plasticity; regulation of AMPA receptor activity
Cellular component (GO): dendritic spine membrane; postsynaptic density; postsynaptic membrane
Source: RefSeq, a predicted model, not a curated record